This is a messenger RNA of Aphidius gifuensis, 2878 nucleotides long. It is a transcript of the gene Hsf, whose product is annotated as heat shock factor protein 1. Gene Ontology annotation, biological process: regulation of DNA-templated transcription. The record is from RefSeq and is a predicted model, not a curated record. Bases 205 to 2112 code for a protein of 635 amino acids. Gene Ontology annotation, molecular function: DNA-binding transcription factor activity; sequence-specific DNA binding. The transcript is spliced from 12 exons. NCBI's taxonomy places the organism in Eukaryota, Metazoa, Arthropoda, Insecta, Hymenoptera, Braconidae.
AAAACAUGUUAACAUCGUCAUACGAAUAAAUAGCGACAGCCAUUUCUGUUGAAUAUGGCAAGCAAUGGUCAGAGAGAUACGACUUAGGUCUAACGUAUAAUAAAAACAUAAAGAAAAAUAAAUCAUUAUAAACAAUAAAAAAUAAAUAUAAAUAAUAAUUGUGACAUAAUAUUAAUUAAUAAGAUUGUUAAUAAUAUCAUUAAAAUGCGUACUGUUACGGAAAUUGAAACAAAUGUCCCGGCAUUUUUGGGUAAAUUAUGGAAACUAGUUGAAGAUCCUGAGACUGACGACCUUAUUUGUUGGUCAAUUAAUGGCAGAAGUUUUUUCAUCAGAAAUCCAUCACAAUUUGCUCGUGAUUUAUUACCACACUAUUAUAAACACAAUAAUAUGGCAAGUUUUGUACGACAAUUGAAUAUGUAUGGUUUUCACAAAAAAGUAUCAGUUGAAUUGGGAGGAUUAAAAUGUGACAGAGAUGAAAUGGAAUUUGCUCAUCAAUAUUUUAUCAAAGAUCAUCCUUAUUUAUUAGAACACAUUAAAAGAAAGAUUGCAUCAAGUAAAAUACAAGAUUCUCAUCCACCAAUAAAAACUGAAGCAAUGAAUAAAGUUUUGGCUGAAGUAAGAACAAUGCGUGGUAAACAAGAAAAUUUAGACUCAAAAUUAGUACAUAUGAAACAACAAAAUGAAUCAUUAUGGCGAGAAAUUUCUUUGUUAAGAAGAAAACAUGCAAAACAACAAGAAAUUGUUAAUAAAUUAAUACAUUUUCUGGUAACUCUUGUUCAGCCAAAUAGAAAUGGUGGAUUAUCUGUUAAAAGAAGAUAUCCACUGAUGAUUGAUUCUCAUCAACGUCACAAACAAUCAAAAACUCCAAAAUCUGGAACAUCACCAACUGGUCCAGUUAUUCACGAGUUACAUGAAACCGAACACAAUCCAGACUUGGAUUCAGAAUACAUUGUUGCAGAAAUAUUGGAAAAUCAUUAUCCAUCUGUACAAAGUCCCAAGUCUAUUGAUGGAUUAUUGGACAAUGAAAUUCAAGAAUCAGAACAACUUUUUGAACAAUCAUUGGCUGCUGACAAUGACGAUGAUGAUGAAUACCUUCAAACAUCGUUGAUGAGUCCAAAACGUAAACAUCCAUUGAAGCCAAAAAAAAAGAGGAAACACAAGAUGCCAGUGAAAAUAACGAUUCCACCAGCAGAUAAUGGAGGAGAUCUCAGGGAAGAAACACUAAUGGUCGAAAUGAAUUUGGAGGAUGAAGAGAUGGAAGAAGCUGUCGACACGAAAAAUAUACCAGUAAUUCCACCAAAAACAAAGGCAAAAAGAUCAGUGCUAAUGAAACCAAAACCAGUACCAGUUAAGACAGUUAGAAGUUCAAAACUUGCUGCAAUGGCUGCAAAUAUAAAUAAAAUGACUGAACAAAAUGACAGUGAUGAAGAUGAUGAUUAUGAUCAUGUUCAUGAUGAGCUAAUUACCGAUGAUAUAAAUGAUGAUAUAAAUGAUGAUGGUGAUGUAAAUUUAGAUAAUAUACUCACCAUUCCUAAUUUGGAAAAUCCGGAUAAUGUUGGUGCAAGUGGAUCAUUUAUAGACGGACAACAAAUUGUUGAAAAUAGUCCUGGAUCAAGUGAUAAUACACAAGAUUUGUCAUUGAGUUGUAUUAAUACCUUGUCAGGAAAUAAUACUACCAGAGAAGAGAUUGAUUCACACAUUAAUGAAGUUCAAGCUAAUUUUGAUAUGAUACGUGAUCAAUGUAUGCGAGGAGAACUUCAAGGUGUUGAUGCCAGUGUAUUCUUAGACAUGUUACAGUUAUCUAGUAAUGGCGAUUUAAUGUCUGAUUUUCCAAUGAAUCCUGAUUUUGAUUUGAUGCCACAUGAGGAUAAUUAUUCUGAGGAACAAACAAAUGCUGGUGGAGAAUUAAUGGCGUACAAUCCAUCUUCAAGCCUUUUAGAUUUUUCAGAUGGAAUGUUUACCAAUGAAAUUGAUAAUACAUCACCAGUUGGAACGACAUCAUCACUCACUGAAUGUUACAAUCCGGAUCCAUUGGAUCUAGAAGACAGCAAAGCAUUAUUGGUUGAAUCUCUACUCUCAGAUGCAAAUGCAAAUAAAAGUGGAAAUUCAUAAAUUAUAUACGUAUUUUAUGCCUGUCGAGAAAAAUAUUGGAUAAACUAGGCAGUAAAGAAAAAAGUAAAUUCACAAAUGAAAAAUAUAGUAAUAAAAUAUAAUAAAAUUAAAAUAAAGCAAAAAUUAAAAAAUACAUAAAAAGCAUCAUUUUAUAAAUAAUAUUAAUUAAAGUAAUUUUGUGCUAUUAUUUAUCAUACAUCACAAACAAAAUUAUUGAGAAAAAAAUCAAUUCAAAUGAAAUAAGCUUGAAUUCAACAUUUUUUUUUCUUUUUUACUUGUUUUUUUAACAAAAGGUUAAAAAAAAAAGAAAAUUCGUUAAUAAAUUUACGGUCCAGUUUAUGUUUAAAUUUAAAAAAAAUCAUAAAUUCAUGGAAAAGCCUUGAUUUAUCGAAAUUUGACAUGAAAUUUCAUCACAUAAUUUCACUCAAUAGUUCUCCAUUGUAGUAAAUUUAAUUUUGCCAUUGAAUUAAUAAUAAAAACAAUGAAAAUUUCGAAUCAUCAAAAUGUAGAAAUUAUCAUCUAUUUUUGGCGUUUAUUUAAUUUUGGAUGCGGGCAACCAAUUUUAAACCAUUCAUACGUAUAAUUAAUAUUAUAUUAUAUAAAAAUAUUAUACUAAAGGACUAAUCUUUUUUUUUUUAAUAAAUAAUAAAGGUAAUAAAGUUAAUACUUGAAAAAAAAGAAAAAAAAAAAAGUAAUUUCUCACCCCCCAAGACAUAGUACCUUACUUUAAUUAAUUUUUUAUUAAAUUAUGAAUUUAAUUGAUAAU